Exaiptasia diaphana is the source of this 2213-nucleotide messenger RNA. RefSeq names its product G protein pathway suppressor 2. Gene Ontology annotation, biological process: regulation of transcription by RNA polymerase II. The record is from RefSeq and is a predicted model, not a curated record. Bases 92 to 2146 code for a protein of 684 amino acids. Gene Ontology annotation, molecular function: transcription coregulator activity. Gene Ontology annotation, cellular component: transcription regulator complex. NCBI's taxonomy places the organism in Eukaryota, Metazoa, Cnidaria, Anthozoa, Actiniaria, Aiptasiidae. The transcript is spliced from 7 exons.
CAAAUGGAGCGAGAGAAAAAAUAUGGCGGAUUUUCUCCUUGAAAUAAUUCAGAUAUCAAAGACAUUACGCUAAUAGUUUAUAUAUACAACAAUGCCAGUUCUGCUAGAACGUAAGCGGCCUUCUGAAAGGCAGCUUAAAGCUGUACGGGCUUACAUUAUGAGGAGAAGACAGAAAGAGCGACAAGCCCUAGCUGAAAGCAAAGCCAAAGAAGAAGCAGUUAUGCAAUGGAAGCGAGAACAAGAGAAAAAGAAAGAAACUGUGGAAGAUGUUAAAAUGGAGAUAACUAAACUUGAGGAAAAAUUGGAAUCCUUAAAAAACGAGAAACACGAGUUGUUUUUACAGUUAAAGAAGGUCCUGAAUGAAGAGAGUGAGCAAAAACGUCAAAAAGAACGUCAACUACACCCUGCUUUUCACCACCCCAUGAUGGCCACUAGUGUGAAUCGUAUGCCUUAUGUUAUGGUGGGUCCGAGGCCUUUUGGUGUUAUGGGUAAUGCAGUGGCAACUGCAGCACAACCUGCAGUAAGAAUGGAACCACCAGGUGGUGUAAAACAAUCCAUCAGUCCAUUGCAUCAAGGAUAUCCUGCAUAUCCAGCCACUCCGAACCAUCCACAGAUACCCACUCCAACUUACCCACACCCUAAUCCUGUAUACAUGUCAAGUGGCGACCAAUCAUAUGGACCAGGAGGACUACCAUCACAUCCACCACAGRCUGAAAAACACUUCAAAAUCACUAGUAACAAUACAACUGUAACAAGUAACACAACACCUGUGACACCUCUUCAUGUUGUAACAAGUCACGCAACUCCAGCUAGUAGUCACCAGUCUCCUCAUAGUCAAUUGACAAUACACCAGGGAGAUAAACAACAGUCUAGUAUGAAGCUGCAUUCACCAAAGAGUACAACACUUCAUCCAGCACCACAUGCCUAUCAACAUCAUGGAGAUCCAUCACUACAGCAAGGAAGGUCCUUGACAAACCAGUCAACAACCAAUCAGCAAGCAUCCAAGCAUCAGUUUCCUCAUUCACAGCAGAUAACUUCAUCAGCCAAUAAUUACCCAAAACAUGACAUUUCAAAUCAGUUCAAACRCUCAUCUCAACCACAAACUAAACCAUUGUCCUACACAACAGCUUAUCCACCCAAACCUGAACUACCACAACCAUCAGCUCACCAUAAAGGCACACCAAAUAAACCAACACCAACAAAUACAAAGACUGAACAAACACYAAAUAAACAACCUCUACAAUAUCCAUCACAAAYUGAAAAUAUAAAGCAAGAAUAUUCACAAUCAAUAAGACCCCAACAAUAUGGGAUUCAUAAUUAUCAACAACACCAAGGAGUAUCAUCAUCUUCUCAAGCUUAUCCACCAGCAACCCAUCAUGCUAAACAGCUAUCUCAAUCUUCAACUUAUCCAAAUAAAACACAUCAAGAAUCUGAUCCUAAAAAGGCUUUUCAGAUGCCACCAGCUCAACAUCAGCAAGCAUAUGGAUAUUCUGUUCAACAGCAGCCAUCAUCUUAUGCUGAUCAUCAACAGUAUCUGAACAAAACACUAAGCCAAGCACCAGCUCAGGUCAGUUAUCCAACAACAGGACAGCAAACGUACCCAGGCUAUAGUAAGGAACAGAGCACAACRCAAUAUCCUCAACAACAGCAUGGAUAUCAAGUUAGUCAACAAGUAUACAGUGGACAACAACAAUACCAAGGGUAUUUGUCACAACAGUAUCAAGCACAGCCAUACCAUGGUUAUCCUGCUCAAGCUGAACAUAAAGGACAGUCACAAGCUUAUCAGAGUCUACCUCAUGCAUCACCAUCACUCAAGAACCCAAGCAGAACCUCUCAAUUUGAACAAAGUAAACAUGACCAAGAUAUGCCUCCACCACCACCACAGAAACCACCACCAAAACAAGACCAGGAGCAUUACCAUCAGUCAAGUAAGCGAUCUACCCAUAGAUAUAGCCAUCCAUACAAAAGAGAACACCACUCCAGCAGCUCUUCGAAAUCGAAAUUCUCUGAAAAGUACUCAUCUUCUCACGAUGAUCAUUCAGGGAGCAGCUCUUCUCGGCACCAUUACCAUUCUAGCAGUAAAAGCUCACACAGCAAGGGAUCUAGUUCAAGCUCAAGUUCCUCUCGGCAGUCAAGAUACCAUUAAUUUUAUCAACACAGAUAAUCGUGAAUAUAAACAGAUUUUAAUUCAUUAAAAUGAUUAAACCAUUCUU